UUUCGUUGCAUUGCUCCCCAGUACGUAACAAUCUCGUUGUGUAUCCGAUGCACAUCAAAAGUGUCCGCACCCCGUGUUCUCCAGGUUACCGGUAUUUGUCAAAAUAAUUACACCACCGAUGACAUAAAACAUUUAAAGUUUUUUUUCAUCUAUCGGGUCGCGGGGAAAGUCAAUCCCUUAAACACGUGUCAACCCGAAAAUGCGGGAAAUUAGUGGGGAAAAGCCGCACACCGAAUACAUGGCGUGUCGCAAGCACUGCAUCAAGAACGCAAGGUGAUUGUGGCUCAUUACAGUGCCAUUCCGUUCGUGAGGACAAGUAAUCGAUUUCCUCCAAUUACAUCAGAGCAACAAUGGAUGAUCCUGAGAAGUACGAGGGUCACCUGUACAGACGUCCCGGUUUCAGUAUCCGCAGGUUCGGAGACAUGGUCCCAGCACGAGUUGUACUGUACAUGCUCUCGUUCUCCGGAUUUCUCGUCUCAUUCAUGAUGAGAAUGGACAUAAAUUUAGCUAUGGUGGAAAUGGCUGAAAUGCCGAGUUCUAAUGAGAAUAAUAACAGUAACGCUGAGGCUUAUUGUUACGAGGGCAAUGCAAAUAUCACGAGCAGUCGAAUUUCUCGAGAAGGGUCUGGAGAGUUUGAUUGGACUCCAACAGUACAAUCAGCCAUAAUUGGCAGCUUCUACUGGUGUUACAUACUGUCCCAAGUUGUUGGUGGUGUAUUAACCCAGUACUUUGGUACAAAGACUGUUUUUGGAGGAUCACAACUACUCACUGCUAUUUGCAGUCUUCUCAUUCCAACUGCUGCUGAUAUCCAUUACUCCGCGAUGAUUGCCUUGAGGAGUAUCCAAGGAAUAGCGAGUGGCUUGACUUGGCCAGCAAUGUAUGCCAUAGUUGGUCAUUGGAUUCCCCCCGUGGAACGUUCGCGUUUCAUGUCUUCCUUCCAAGGGUUCAGUUUUGGAAUCGGCCUUACCUAUCCACUCUGCGGAUUUAUUAUCGCCCAUUAUGGAUGGAGAGUCGUCUUCUAUACAACUGGCACCAUUGGGGUCUCCUGGUGCUUCUUUUGGUACUUCUUUGCUUUUGAUACACCAGCUACACAUCCCAGGAUUACGCAGCAUGAGCUGAGGUAUAUUCAAGGGAGUGUUGGCAAUCAAGUUAGUGAGGGUGUGAAAACUCCGUGGAUGUCGAUGCUGUUUUCGAUGCCUGCCUGGUCCAUUGGAAUUACAACUUUUGGGAGAAUUUGGGUGCAUUACGUGUUCAUUAUUCCUGGACCAAUGUACAUGAAAACUGUCCUGGGUUUUGAUAUUCAAACCAAUGGUGUACUCUCUGGUGUCCCUUUUAUAUGCAGUUAUCUGAGUUCAGUGGUUUUUUGCUACGUGGCAGAUGUACUCGUAACACGACAGAUCAUGACGCUGACCAAUGUUCGAAAAUUAUUCACAGCAAUUUCUCAAGUAGUUCCGGGAAUUCUCGUCCUGCUGAUUGGCUAUCUCGGUUGUAACUUCAUCCUGGCUCUCGUUAUCUGGUUCGUAGCUGUUACUUUGAUAACAGCAGCUUACGCUGGGGCAAUGGCGAGUAUCGUGGACAUUGCACCCAACUUUGCGGGGCCAGUCCUGGCAUUUGCUCAGACAAUUCACAUGACAGCUUCAUUUUUAUCACCAAUUGCUGCUGGUGUUAUAACCCAAGACGGCCAAACUCUAACAGCGUGGAGACAAGUCUUCGGUUUGACGAGCUGCAUUGCCUGUGGUACAUACGUCAUUUACCAAAUAUUUGGCACAGCUGAUAUUCAGCCAUGGAACUAUCCGGACCAGAAAAUUCCACAGCCAUUGAGCGACGAUGGCGAACCUCUCAAUGAUACUUCUCAAAAAAAUGGGAAAAUCAUUUCCAGGCGAUCCAGUCUCUCUGGACAGCCGUAGUUCAUUUACAUUCUACGUUAGAGUAAUUAUUAUAAGUACUAUGGACAUUCUCAAUAACUUGCACAAAAGCCUGUGAGUGAAAAUGUGGCAGUAAUUCACUGACUUACUGAGAGAAAAAAAAAAGACAAAUUUUAACAGAGAACAUUCUCUUGUAUCAUGUAAAUUUCCUCUGUAAAAAAUAAUUUCAUCUCUCAGUCUACAUUUUUCUUCUUGAAUUGAAGACUAAGAGUUUUCUAAACUAGUCUUUUAUUUAAGAAAAAAACAGUGGGUGGGUUGGGAGAAAGAAAAAAAUAUGUCGAAAGACUCGAAUCAAACUAUUUUUGUGGAAUUUGAAUCUCAGGUUUGUGUGUGCUCGAAUGCUUACAUUCGGAGAAGUAGAUUUUUUUUAAUGACAUGAGCACAAAAAUUACUAAAAAAGUCAGGUACUUAUUUGGAUUGUCCUGCCUGCCAUUCUCUGUUAUUUCUGUGAUCAGAAUUUGUAUGGAAACGUUAAUUACUUAGUAGAGAAAUUGAGGAGGAGUAGUUACUCGUAAUAAAGUAAAACACGAAACAAUAUUGAUAACUACUUACUAGUUGAUAGAUUGAGUUCGUACAGCAGCAGGUAUGAGUACUUUUUCAUUAAACUUUUUAUCUCAAUUUCCAAGUAAAUUUAAGUUUUCUCACGGUUGCAAUUUUUGUAAGGGAAAUCUCUUUUUUUUUGUAUUUGUCACAAUGUGAUAGUAUUGUUUACUUCUAUUAUGGACAGAUGAGAAAACGAACAUGACAACAUUUUAAAAUAUAUAGCACAUUCGAAAUACUAAUCUUAUCAGUGCCUUGCAUUAGAAUCUACAAACAAAACUUCACUUCAUCUUCCAUCGAAUAAAUAAAACGUGUUAUUCACCGUCAUUUUUUUUUUCAAUGAUCAAAUGAAACGAAAGGAUGGGUAUACGAAUGGAAAAAUUGCUCGAAAUAUUUCUGGGUUGAAGUAGUGGAAAGUCAAAUAAAUUGUAAUUGAAUUAAAAUUA
Fopius arisanus is the source of this 2911-nucleotide messenger RNA. RefSeq names its product Major Facilitator Superfamily Transporter 17 (gene MFS17). Gene Ontology annotation, cellular component: membrane. Gene Ontology annotation, biological process: monoatomic anion transport; transmembrane transport. The coding region runs from base 351 to 1907 and encodes 518 amino acids. The record is from RefSeq and is a predicted model, not a curated record. NCBI's taxonomy places the organism in Eukaryota, Metazoa, Arthropoda, Insecta, Hymenoptera, Braconidae. The transcript is spliced from 11 exons. Gene Ontology annotation, molecular function: transmembrane transporter activity.